CGUACAGUCUGCUCGCUCGUGUCCGGGAAGGUGAUUGGAGUAUUUUCGCUCUGCCUACAUGACCCUCAACAGCAAUGGCAACGUGGCGCAGACUGCUCGCAUCCGCCUGUGCUUUCAGAGCGCGCAAUGCGCCCUGCAGGACUUUUAAAACUAGCAGCAGGAGACCAGACAAAGACUUCUUUAAUGAUCUGGAAUCGCAGUUCCGGGCGUUCCGCGAGAAAGCGGCGGCAGCGAUGCCCGGCAGUGACUGGACCCCGUAUGAAUUGACCCCCGGGCUGCCCCCAGAAAGGGCUGAUAUUGUGAUAGUGGGAGGGGGGGUGGUGGGCUGGUCCAUCGCAUACUGGCUGAAGAGGAAAGAGAAAGCAAGGGAUGCUCUGAGGGUCGUUGUGGUGGAGAAAGACCCUUCUUAUACUCAGGCUUCAACCGUGCUGUCCUGUGGUGGUAUCCGACAGCAGUUCUCUCUUAAAGAAAAUAUCCUUCUCUCUUUGGCUUCUGCUGAUUUCUUGAAGAACAUUAAUGAUCAUCUGGGAAUGUUAAAUGAAGAUCCUGUUGAUCUACAGUUUAAUCAUUCAGGAUAUCUCUUCCUUGCCAGUGACAAGUCAGCUCAUAUCAUGGAGGAGAAUUAUAGGACUCAAAGAGAAGUUGGUGCUAAGGUUGCCCUCCUGUCGCCAUCACAGCUGAAAGAGCGUUUCCCCUGGAUAAAUACAGACGGUGUUGCUCUGGCCUCUCUCGGGUUAGAAAAUGAGGGCUGGUUUGAUCCCUGGUCUCUCCUGAAUGCUCUCAGACGAAAGGUCAUGUCUAUGGGAGUCUAUCAGUGCUUUGGAGAAGUCACAGGAUUUCGAUGCUCUGCAAGCACAGCGGAAACUAUAGACGGAGACAUUUUUAAUGUCAAACGUAUCAAAAACGUUAAUGUACAAAUGCCCAACAGUUUGGAGUAUCAGCCGGUGGAGUGUGCAGUUGUGGUAAACGCGGCAGGUGCAAACUCAGGAAAGAUCGCAGAGAUGCUUGGCGUCGGUCUCGGCCCGCCACAGUCUAUAUCUGGUAUUCCAAUCCCCGUGGCGCCCAGAAAGAGAUUUGUUUAUGUGGUACAUUGUCCUGAUGGACCAGGCUUGGAGACUCCGUUUCUGAUCGACUAUUCAGGGGUUUAUUGCAGACGAGAGGGACUUGGAGGAAAUUACAUCACAGGAAUGUCACCAGAGGAAGCAGAAGAACCAGAUAUCAGUAACCUUGAUGUGGACCACGUGUUCUUUCAAGAGAAAGUCUGGCCUCGACUGGCCCACCGUUUACCAGCAUUUGAGAGUCUAAAGGUUUCAAGCGCGUGGGCUGGUUUUUACGACUACAACACCUUUGACCAGAACGGCAUUAUAGGACUGCAUCCUCUGGUGACCAACAUGUUCUUUGCCACAGGCUUCAGUGGUCACGGUCUACAGCAGUCCCCUGCAGUCGGCCGUGCCGUGGCAGAGCUGAUUGUGGACGGAUGUUUUAAGACCAUCGACCUCAGUGCCUUCGAUGUUAAACGGAUUCUGCUGCAGGAACCAAUACUGGAAAGAAACAUUGUGUGACGAGCAGAGAUACAGUCGAGAAUACCGUUAUGUUUCUGAAGGAUGAAAUGAUCAUGUCAUCGAUGUUGUUUUACAGAGACUUGCAUUAUGUACAAUAUAGGAUUAUAAUCAUUACUGUGAUUUCAUCAUACUUUGCAAAUGAGACAAAGUUAAAGGUCAGGGAAUUAAUUUACAUUAUUUGCUGCUAUUUUGUAAUGUUCAUAUAUAUAUAUAUAUAUAUAUAUAUAUAUAUAUACACAAUGGCAUUCAGUACAUAAAUCAAAGGAAACAAGGGGUUAAGGUUUUUAUUUGUAAAUUGUUGUAGAUAUUUACAUUGCAUGAUUGUUUUGGAAAUUAAUACAAAAGAUAAUCAUGAACUUGAACUGGACGAAAUGUAAUAUAUAUCUGUUAAAUCUAACAGAACACUAGAAUUUCCACUGUAUUUCAAAUAUAUAAAAGAUAGUAAUACUGCA
Molecule: messenger RNA, 2014 nt
Organism: Triplophysa dalaica
Lineage: Eukaryota; Metazoa; Chordata; Actinopteri; Cypriniformes; Nemacheilidae
Gene: foxred1
Product: FAD-dependent oxidoreductase domain containing 1
Exons: 11
Coding region: 75-1562 (495 amino acids)
Cellular component (GO): cytoplasm
Molecular function (GO): oxidoreductase activity
Source: RefSeq, a predicted model, not a curated record